Molecule: messenger RNA, 254 nt
Organism: Sphaeroforma arctica JP610
Lineage: Eukaryota; Ichthyosporea; Ichthyophonida
Exons: 2
Molecular function (GO): oxidoreductase activity
Source: RefSeq, a predicted model, not a curated record
AGAAAUCGACUCUCUUGUCAAAGCGUUGGGUGUUUCAGCCUCGCUUGACUCCGCCGUACUGCUUCGGCUACGCAACGACACAUCGCGCAGAGACCUCCCGGUGCAUCUGCUGGGCUGUCAAACAAUGCGCAUGUGUCUGCAGCACCACGUGGACAUACGAAAGAUCCCUCGGCAGGGGUUUCUAAGGGUUCUGGCAGACCAUACCGAAGACGCAGACGAAAAGAAAGCACUCCUCUACCUAUCGAGUCCUGAAG